Acanthoscelides obtectus is the source of this 1284-nucleotide messenger RNA. The record is from the annotation of a GenBank genome assembly. Lineage: Eukaryota; Metazoa; Arthropoda; Insecta; Coleoptera; Chrysomelidae.
GUCAAUGUCACUAAAUUUUCGACAUGACAUUUUCAAAUAUAUAUUUUGGAGGGAAAUUGUCCAAAAACUAGUUUCCGUAUAAUUUUUGUAGCAAAUUAAUUUGUAAACAAACGAAAAUGGAGUCUAUGGAAGUAGAUGAUAAAGAAAUCCCAACUACCUCUACAAAAGAAAAAGAACAAAGUACUGCAGCAAAAAAGCUCGGCAACCUGCCAUGGUAGGUCAACAUGUCUGAUCGUUAAUCGUUACAGCUAACUUUGAACAUUUGUAGGAUCGAAAAAUAUCGUCCUCGGUCCUUUGAGGAUAUCGUAGGAAAUGAAGAUACUAUAACAAGAUUAUCAGUCUUCUCAAAGCAGGGAAAUGUUCCAAAUGUUAUCAUAGCGGGUCCUCCAGGCGUCGGUAAAACCACAACAAUAUUAUGUUUAGCAAGAAUAUUGCUUGGCACUGCUUUCAAAGAUGCAGUUUUAGAGUUGAACGCAUCCAAUGAUAGAGGAAUUGAUACUGUACGCAACAAAGUUAAGAUGUUUGCCCAGCAGAAAGUAACUUUGCCCCCAGGAAGACAUAAAAUUGUGAUCCUGGAUGAAGUUGACAGCAUGACAGAAGGUGCCCAACAAGCUCUAAGAAGGACAAUGGAAAUAUAUAGCAACACAACUCGAUUUGCAUUGGCUUGUAACUACAGUGAAAAAGUCAUUGAAGCUAUACAAUCACGAUGUGCUAUACUGAGGUACUCCCGAUUGACAGAUGCUCAAGUUAUGGCAAGGAUUAUUAAAAUAUGUCAAGCAGAAAAUGUAAAAUACACUCAGGAUGGCCUAGAAGCUAUUGUAUUUAUAGCACAAGGAGAUAUGAGGCAAGCCUUGAACAAUUUGCAGUCCACUCAUAAUGGUUUUGGAUUGGUUAAUUCUGAAAAUGUUUACAAAGUUUGUGAUGAACCUCACCCAAUGCUGAUUAAAGAGAUGUUGAAAAACUGUAUUGACGGUGAUAUUCGGAAAGCAUACAAGGUUAUUCAGUACUUGUGGAGCUUGGGCUAUGCAGCAGAAGACAUCAUUAAAAACAUCUUCAGAGUGUGCAAGAAUAUGGAUAUUGAUGAAGGUCUUAAGCUGAAUCUCAUAAAGGAAAUAAGUUAUACACAUCAAAGGAUAGUGGAUGGGAUUUGUUCUCUCAUACAGAUGUCUGGCUUACUGGCAAGGCUAUGCAAGGCAGCUAAAGGAGAUACUUUUUAAGCUCAAUUAUUAUAUAAGUGUAUUUCCAAUCAGUACUUUUUUAUUAAAACAUCUUUUUUUAAUACAA